Molecule: messenger RNA, 936 nt
Organism: Coccomyxa subellipsoidea C-169
Lineage: Eukaryota; Viridiplantae; Chlorophyta; Trebouxiophyceae; Coccomyxaceae
Product: short-chain dehydrogenase/reductase SDR
Exons: 7
Coding region: 1-936 (311 amino acids)
Molecular function (GO): oxidoreductase activity
Source: RefSeq, a predicted model, not a curated record
AUGCCCCAGGCCCUGUCUCCCGCAGGCAGGCAUUGGACGAUGGUGGAGGCUCAGAAAUAUGUGGUGGUGACUGGAGCCAGUUCAGGCAUCGGCCUCGGCACAGUACGGGUGCUUAUCCAGGCAGGGUACCACGUCUGCGGCAGCGUGCGACGGCCGGCUGACGGGGAGCGCCUAGUCACGGAGUUUGGCGAGUCAUUCACCCCCCUGCUGUUUGACGUCACUGAUCAGGCAGCUGUCAAGAAGGCAGCCGAAAAGGUCAGGGAAUUGCUGGGAGGCAAAACGCUGUUUGGACUGGUCAACAACGCGGGAGUGGCAUUCCACGGGCCGUUGAUGCAUCAGCCCAUCGCUGAAUUUGCGCGCAACGUUGAGAUCAACCUCACCGGCACGCUCAUUGCGUUCCUGCCGCUGCUGGGCGCUGACCGGACGCUGACCGGACCUCCCGGCCGCAUCAUCAUGGUGUCAUCCAUCGGCGGGAAAUUCGCCGCGCCGUUUAUUGGCGCGUACGCCGCUUCGAAGCACGGCCUUGAGGGAUUGUCCGAGAGUCUUCGAAGGGAGCUCAUGCUCUUUGGCAUCGAUGUCAUCGUUGUUGGCCCGGGGGCAGUGGUGACGCCGAUUUGGGACAAGGCAGAGGCGCAAGAUAUCAGCGCGUAUGAUAAUACUCCUUACAAAGAUGCUCUGGCCAAGUUUGCCAAAAUUAUGCUGGACGACGGCCGCAGCGGCCACUCACCUGAACACAUUGGCAGGGGCAUCGAAAAGGCGCUCACAGCGCGGCGGCCGUCUGUGCGCUACGCCAUUGUGGCAAACAAAUUUCAGAGGUGGACUCUGCCACUGCUGCUGCCUGUGAGAUGGGUUGAUUGGCUCAUGGCCUCAACUCUGGGGCUGCUGUACAAGAAGCCAGCCAAGAAGCUGGUGCAGACAAACGGCAAAAAGGAGUAA